CUCGUGAAUGAUGUCAAACCAAAAAAACAAUAAUAAUAAUUAAAUGAAAGCAAUUUGUCACCCCAUAUACUUCUUGCUCAGGUUCCAUCUCCGAUCUCUCUCAAUCUAUCAAAACCGAUUUCUUAGUGUUUCUGUUUCCCAGUUCCGAUAUUCGAUGCUCAAACAACACAAUUGGUUAAUUUCUUAGUUCCGAUAUUCGAAGCUCAAACAACACAAUGGCGAAAGGAAGAUACUCUCGCCUUCAAGCUCGAAAAUCAUUUUCUUCGACACUGAUUCUGAUUCUCGUCAUGUUCACAUUCAUAAUUCUCAUACUUGUCGCCUUUGGAAUGCUCUAUCUUCCUAAUAAUUCCGCUGAUUCAUCUCGCAAAGCCAACGAUCUCACCACCAUCGUCCAUAAUAAAGUGGACAGCAAUUCCGCUGAUUCAUCUCGCAAAGCCAACGAUCUCAGCACCAUCGUCCAUAAUAAAGUGGACAGCAAUUCCGCUGAUUCAUCUCGCAAAGCCAACGAUCUCAGCACCAUCGUCCAUAAUAAAGUGGACAGUAGUGAGAGAGACGAUGGGAGACAAGAGCACUGGGCAGAAGUGAUCUCUUGGGAGCCUCGGUCUUUUAUCUAUCAUAAUUUUUUGAGCAAAGAGGAAUGUGAUUACCUGAUUAAUCUUGCCAAGCCUCAUAUGCAAAAGUCUGUAGUUGUUGACAGUAAAACCGGAAAGAGUAAAGAUAGCAAGGUGCGUACAAGCUCUGGCACAUUCCUUCCAAGAGGUCGUGAUGAAAAAAUCAGGGAAAUUGAGAAAAGGAUUAGUGACUUCACCUUCAUACCUGUAGAACAUGGGGAGGGACUCCAAGUUCUCCACUAUGAAGUUGGGCAAAAAUAUGAGCCUCAUUUUGACUACUUUAAGGAUGAGUUCAAUACAAUGAAUGGGGGUCAACGCAUAGCAACCCUUCUUAUGUACCUCUCAGAUGUGGAAGAAGGGGGUGAGACAGUGUUUCCUUCUGCCAAAGGGAACUAUAGUGCAGUGCCUUGGUGGAAUGAGUUGUCUGAAUGUGGAAAGGGAGGGCUUUCAGUUAAACCAAAGAUGGGUGAUGCAUUGCUUUUCUGGAGCAUGAACCCUGAUGCUUCUCUGGAUCCUUCAAGUCUGCAUGGUGGUUGCCCGGUAAUUAAAGGGAAUAAGUGGUCAGCCACCAAGUGGAUGCGUGUGAAUGAGUACAAAGUCUGAGUUAUAGUUUUAAAGCUUCAAAAUCAAUAAGCUGUAACCCUUGAAACUAAGGAUUAAAAAAGAUCUGUGGGAGUUGAGUAUUUGUUGCACAAUUCAGGAAGCUAGUAAAUAAAGUUCAGCGUGAAGUUUCCUUCAAGUCCAAAAAAUGGACAAUCAAGCCUAGUAGCCUACUCUUCUCUGUAUCUUAGUGUUAUUCAUAAAAGGAUUUUGGUGUUUAGUUUUCCUGCCUGUACAGUGUGGAUUGCAGAUGUCACAUUCUAACCCUUAGCAGCAAUGCUUAUCUUUUGUGCAGUUAAUUGAAUGACUAAACAUGUGAAUUGUAAUUUGACCCUCCUGAGAGAGAAAUCUAGUGCUAACAGGCAUCAAGUGAAUGUGUAAAUCUUCUCGUAUACAGCUUGUGCUACUUGCUGCUUGCUGCCGUAAAUUUUGAUUCAACUGCUGGGAGCCUUUUCGUUGGACUCGAGGACAGAAGAGUUUUGUUUAUGGUAACAACGGAAAUAGGUUGAACAUAAAGGAAAACCCACAUCUUGAUUUUGUAACUACUAUUUUUCCCCCCAAUAAUAAAUGCCUGUUGAAGUAUUUGUUUUGUCCAUUAAUAAAUUUCUGUGGAAGAUCUUUUUGGUCGA
Messenger RNA from Manihot esculenta (cassava), 1840 nucleotides. Its product is annotated as probable prolyl 4-hydroxylase 10. The transcript has 10 exons. The record is from RefSeq and is a predicted model, not a curated record. The coding region runs from base 216 to 1214 and encodes 332 amino acids. Gene Ontology annotation, biological process: peptidyl-proline hydroxylation to 4-hydroxy-L-proline. Gene Ontology annotation, molecular function: procollagen-proline 4-dioxygenase activity; iron ion binding; L-ascorbic acid binding. Gene Ontology annotation, cellular component: endoplasmic reticulum. NCBI's taxonomy places the organism in Eukaryota, Viridiplantae, Streptophyta, Magnoliopsida, Malpighiales, Euphorbiaceae.